AUGGUAAGUGAGUACAAGAAGUUUGAAAAAAUGACGAGAAUGGAAAAAAAUAUCUUCCAUGCUGCCAAAAAGGGCGAUCUCAAAGCCCUUCAGGAGUGUAGCCGUGAGCAUGUGACCCAGGGGCUUACUUUUGAAGGAAACACUGCUCUGCACAUCGCUGCAAGAGGAGGACACCUGGAGGUUGUUAAAUGGUUACUUACUCUCAAGCUCUGCUUUGCUGGAGCUCGAAAUCGAGAUAAGAAUACACCACUGCAUGAAGCUGGUAAGAAUGGCAAUUCAGAGGUUGUCAGAAUUCUGCUGAGGUAUAAAAAGUGCUGUGUGUAUAGGCGCAAUCAGUUUGCAGAGACUGCCCUGAUAAUAGCUUCAGAGCACGGUCACAUUGAUGCAGCGAAGCUCUUGUUGGAAGCCACGCCAUUGUUUCUGGUUUUCUGGCCAAGGAAUGACCGUCAGACAUGCCUCAACGCUGCAGCUUAUGCAGGGAAAUCGGGUGUAGUCAAGUUGAUAUUGAAUGAAAAUGCUAGUUGUUUCAAUAUAAUACGUUCCAUGCUACUUAUUGAGGAUGAAUAUGGCUUUACUCCACUACAUGCUGCAGUUCAUGGAGGACAUCUAGAUGUUGUGCGUGAGAUUUUAAGGACUCAAUUGAAAUGGUGUUGUCUGAGUGGUCAUGAAAAGUUAAUGACAAAGGUUGAUCACCAAGGAAGAUGUGCAAUUCACAUAGCAGUAAUGAAAGGAUUCAUCGAUAUUGUUGACGAAUUCAUAUCAUUAAUGCCAGAUUGUGUUGAAAUCAGAAGCACUUGCCUUAAAUCUGCUGUGCACUUUGCGGUACUAUAUAAUCAACUUGACAUAGUGAAAAGGCUUGCUUCUGAGAAUGAGGAUGAAACAAAUGCAAAAUUAUUCAGCCAUGACUAUGACUUAUUUGGCAAUACAGCUUUGCAUUUGGCAGCCAUGAAUGCAGUGGACCCUGAGAUUGUGGAAUAUAUAGUUUCAAUUCCAAAUGUAAGCUUGAAUAUUACAAAUGAUGAAGGGAAAAGUCCACUUGAUAUGGCAGAAGAGAGAGCAUCCCAAAACAGGAUGGAUUGUAGUGAGAUUAUAAGCAUUCUGAAAGAUGGUCAUGCCACUCGAAGUUUAAUUUGUCAAUCUGGGUAUGAACGAUUUCCUUGGCAAUAUUCACAAGAGAUUUCUAAUCAAGAUAAUGGCCACGAGGAUACCAAAAUAUUAGAUGUGGACACAUUGGUGGCGUCACUCAUUGCCACAAUAACAUUUGCAUCUAUAUUUCAAGUGCCUGGUGAUAUCGAUGGUAAUGGUCUUGCUAAUAGGUCAUCAGAUACCAUUUUCAAAGUGUUUUUGUUCUCUAAUUUUGUUGCCUUCUUUGCAUCUAUAACUGUGGUGAUUGCUUGGGUUUUUCGAGAACGAUUGCAAACAAAGAUGAUGGCAAAUAGAUCAAUACUGGCUAAAUUAUCUAUGCUAAGCUUGGGAACUUCCAUAGUCUCUACAGGCCUUGCUUUCUUAAGUGCAAAUAUUCUUGUCACGAUACCUCGUGCAAAUAAGGAGAAUCGUAAUCCAGAUCAUAAGGAAUUUCAUAUGAUCAAGGUUGCUGAGAUCCUGAUAGCAUAUAUAGCGCCAUCACUUGCAAUUAUGUUCUUAUCAGUAGCAUGGCUAAUUGAAUAUAACUUCAAAGCAACCAAUAAGCGACAAACUGAACUUAAGCAACAACUCAGCUCAAUGCUGAAUUCCCCCUAUACGAGAUAUCCUCACGAGAGAAAAAGAUACAAGAAAUCUUUCACAGAAAAAAAUACAAGAAAAUUUUCACAUCCGCGCUUGUCCAGCAAACAACCUUGGAAAAAGAUUCCAUUUUUUUGUAGAACUCCCGUGGAACAACAGGUUGAACUCUACCAUCAACUUUUCUGCGUUGCAGAAGUUGGCGCCCACGAUUGGACUGUGGACUCCGCGAAAGAUGACGAUGUGGCAAACGCACGAUUGCCUGCGACGCCUAUGAUAUGUUUUGCCCGAACCGCCCAUUCCCAGAAGACUCAGCAAUUCAUCAUUUUUCGGUUUUCAGAGAAUAAAAAAGGAAGAGAUAGAGAGACAUAG
Molecule: messenger RNA, 2091 nt
Organism: Cryptomeria japonica (Japanese cedar)
Lineage: Eukaryota; Viridiplantae; Streptophyta; Pinopsida; Cupressales; Cupressaceae
Product: ankyrin repeat-containing protein At5g02620-like
Exons: 4
Coding region: 1-2091 (696 amino acids)
Cellular component (GO): plasma membrane
Molecular function (GO): protein phosphatase regulator activity; protein phosphatase 1 binding
Source: RefSeq, a predicted model, not a curated record